AUGGAACAUUCUGAUAACAUUAUUAAUGAAAUUGUCGCGUUGAAGAACAAAUUCAAUUCAGAUGAGCAAACUGCAAUCCUCAAAGAAAUUGCUCAAAAUGUUCGUAAGUUUGAAGAAAUUACUAAUCAAAAAAGCGAAAAACUUAGGAAUGAAUUAAGGACGUUGAAUAGAAAAUUAACGACCAUUCAAGCCAGUACAAAGAAAACAAUUGAACAAAAUGAGGCUGGCUUUAACGACCUUAUGGUCAAAUAUGAACGUGAAAAAUUUGAUUUGGAUGAAUCAAUCACUCAAUUAGACGCGGAAGAAAAAUAUCCUUUGGAACUAGAGGAAUUAGAAAAUAUGAAUAUCGAAGACGAGACAUUACCAAAAGAUGAUAUUACUUCGCUUCAACUUCAUGUAUAUCGCAAAUUGGGCAUUCAGUUUAUUGAAGACGAGGAAACUCACGAAUUAAAGGCAAGGAUAGAAUCUCCUGAUAAUAACGACAUUCAUACUUUAGUUAUCGACGAUAGGCAUUCACAGUAUUUCAUGACCAAUCAUUUGUGGGAAUUAUCCACUGGUUCAUAA
Messenger RNA from Funneliformis mosseae, 564 nucleotides. Lineage: Eukaryota; Fungi; Glomeromycota; Glomeromycetes; Glomerales; Glomeraceae. The record is from the annotation of a GenBank genome assembly.